Molecule: messenger RNA, 1755 nt
Organism: Scedosporium apiospermum
Lineage: Eukaryota; Fungi; Ascomycota; Sordariomycetes; Microascales; Microascaceae
Exons: 10
Coding region: 1-1755 (584 amino acids)
Molecular function (GO): ATP-dependent protein folding chaperone; ATP binding
Source: RefSeq, a predicted model, not a curated record
AUGGAUGAAAGCGAUACUGAGUCGAGCGGCUGUUCCGACGCCCUUGAGGGCGACAAGCUCGUCAUUGGCCUUGACUUUGGCACGACGUUUAGCGGCAUCGCCUAUGCCUUCUCCAACGACCCUGAAAAGAUCUACUCCAUUACGAACUGGCCUGGAGGCGAGGACCGCAUCGUCCCCAAGGCGCCGACAGCUCUCAGGUAUACGAAAGACUCGACUUCCGAGUUCCAGUGGGGAUAUGAGCUCGAAGGAUCCCUAGAAGACAAGAUCACAGGGCUCAAGCUGCUGCUCGAUCCCGAGCAGCGUCGUCCAUAUUUCAUCCCGACUAAUAUUCCAGCCGAGCUUGCCAAGCUUCCAAAGUCAACACUUGACGUUGCCACGGACUACCUGCGAGCUCUGUAUGACCAUGCCAUGGCGGAAGUGAAGGGCGAAUACCUCGAUAGAGAGUUUUUGGAGAACUACCAGCAGCAGUUUGUCUUGACUGUGCCGGCUGUCUGGUCUGACAAAGCUAAGGAUAUGACUCUCAGGGCUGCCCGCGCUGCUGGCAUUUCUCCUGUGGAGAUGAUCACAGAGCCUGAAGCUGCUGCGCUCUACACCAUACUCUCUGUGAAGAACAAGGGUCUCAAGGUUAGGGAUGCCAUUGUGAUAUGUGACGCCGGCGGUGGUACCGUUGACCUCGUCUCGUAUGAGAUUAUGAGCCUGAACCCAUUCGAGCUAAAGGCUCUGACAGCGCCUUCUGGCGGAGUUUGCGGUUCCCUGAUGUUGAACAAACUCUUCGAAGACGAAGUCCACAAGGUAGUCGGAGACGAUGCCUACGUCACGCUGAAGAAGACGGAGGCUUACCGAAGUGCCUUGAGAGACUUCGAUUCUACGAUCAAGCUCGCAUUUCGGGGGAAGACAGACACCGACAAAUAUGUCAGCUUCCCCCUGGCGAAGCUUCAAGACAAUAAGCCCAUGGGUCUGGAGAGAGACUCACUGACCCUUAGCGGAGGGACGCUUUUUAGAAUCUUCGACCCCAUCAUCAGGGAAAUAGACAAACUGGUCACAGAGCAAGUCACUUCGGUUCGCAUGGAGCGUCUCCAGCUAGGAAACACUGCCGGCGCCAGCGUAAAGGCAAUUUUCCUCGUUGGUGGCUUUGGGUCAAGUGCUUAUCUGAAAGAUGUCAUUGAGAAGUCGAACCCUGGUGUCCUGGUCGUCCAGCCAAAGGAAGCAUGGUCUGCCAUUGUCAAGGGGCCGGUAAUGAGCAAGCUGGGCAUUGGCCCGACUGUCACUUCCACCAGGGCGGCCAAGCACUAUGGUACCAGUUGUCACUCAACCUGGCGGCCAAUUCGCGAUCGCGGUUUUGCCAAAAUUCAUGACGACUUGGACGAUGAAGACAAGUGUAUAAUUAUGAGUUGGUUUAUUUCCAAGAACGACGACCUAUCUCGCGAGAAGAAAAUUCAACUAUCAUUCUACCGCAAGUGGAAAGGCAAGAAUCCCACCGGGGCAAAGAUGAAAGUCACCGACGAACUCUUCGAGUGUAGCGACCCGGUCGCGCCAGUCCAUCCUAGCGAUGAUGUCAACAUCAACUGUAGGCUCAAGACGGACCUAAGCCAAGUGCCCAAGUCCGCCUUUAUUUUCCAGAAAAGGCCGAGGGAUGGACUUGAGUAUUUCGAGCUUCAUUACGAGCUUCAAAUAGAGAACAACCCGUCAGGUUUGAUGAAGUUCUCACUCCUUGUCAACGACGAGGAGUACUCGGCAGUGGAAGCAACGUAUUAG